CCGAAUCGUACAGGCUUGCACCAGUUAUGUACAUGUACCUAGUACCUGCCUAGUGGUGAGAGUGGGAAGUUUGUUCCCGUUCUGUCGUCUUUUCCAAAUAUGUCGUCCAAUGACGGUUUGAUCAACUUGUUCAGACGUUACAGGAGACGUUCUCGAUUUUAAUCGAAUAAUCCAAAGGGCAAAACUUUCAGUGGCAAGAUGGGCACUGCCUCUCCAGAAACCCUACAGACAAUAUGUCUGCAGUACAUCAGCUGUAACAUGUCCAAAUUGUGUAGUGAAAUACUUGUGACUGGAGAGGGAGACCACACCGAGUCUAGGCUCGUCUUCAAGAACCCAGACACGGUCAUACACGGUGACUUGGCUGAGAGCUUACUGUGCAAACUGAGUGAGAACGGCCAACUGACAGACACGGCCCUGACGCUGUUUGCCAACCGGUGCAUCAUGUGCCUGCGUCGCGCCUGCAUCAAGAAGGCCAGCCUGACAUCGCGGGGCCUGCGGGCACUGGCCGGCCACCAGCUGCUGGAGCUGGAUGCGGCGGGCGUGCAGAAUGUCAACGUCAACGACAUCAUUGGGGCGCUAGGGGAGUGGACACGCAAGCACAUCCGCUGGCUCAACGUCAGCGGCUGUACCUUCCUCAACAACUCCAAGUUUUGCAUCGUCAUCUCCUUGCCCCAGCUGCGUAAUCUACGCCACCUGAACGUCAGCUACACAGAAUUUGGCAACAACCUUGGUCUGGAGUGUGUGGCUGAGGGGCUCUCACACUUGGAGAGUUUAGACAUCUCAGGGACGCUCGUCUAUAGCAUCCAGCCUUUACUCAGACUCAAACGCACCCUCAAGUCCCUCUGUAUGUUCCACACCAGGGUGCCAGAGAAGGACCUGAUUUCGGUGGUGCUGUCGCUGGAAGAGCUACGACACUUGGACAUAUCCCAGGACGUGCACCCCAUGAUGGACAAUCACCAACACCCCAGCGUCAACACCCUGCUGGAGGCCCACCAAUCUUUGCCUCACCUAACCUCGCUGGACAUCUCAGGCCGGGACAAUGUCCAGGACGCGGCACUGCGAUGCUUUGUUCAGCAGCGGACGAGGCUGAGGUUCCUUGGGCUGACCUUGACCCAGGGAAUGGUCAGAACUUUAAGUAUACCCAAGGAGAUGUGUGGGGAAGACUUCCUAAUCUCAGAGAGCCAUGAAGACUUUUCACGCAAUCUGAAGGUGACAGGGCAUGCCACCGAGGAGCAAAUUGAAGAAGCCCUGCGUUGCUAUGGUAACAGGCCCAAUUAUGUACACAAGUUGCUCUGCAGUCUGUUUAACAUGACGCUGUACCUGGAAAAAGCCAAGCCGCAUAUCAUCAAGCUUAUCCUUCCUGAAAUGAAAUCUCAUCCGCAUCACCUCGGAGUUCAAAUGGCCGCCAGUGCCUGUUUAUACAACCUGACCAAGCAUCAUCUAGCUGACAGCAUCCACGUCUCUGACUUGAGUGAAAUGGUUCAUCUGACACUGGAUGCUAUGGAAGCAUUUCCCAGCCAGCAGCAGCUCCAGAAGAACGCCUUGUUGACACUGUGCAGUGACAGGAUACUGCAAGACGUGAACUUUGACCGGUAUCGUGCCUCCAAGAUGGUGAUGGAUUGCCUCUUCGUCUUCGACGACGCUCCGGUGACUCGUAUGUCGGUGGCGAUAUGCUCCAUCCUGGCUGCCAAGAUAUCAACAGAACAAACAACGCUUCUGGGUACCAAGCGCAAUAUGCAGAAAUUGUUGCAAAUUGUUAAGCAGAAGGCAGACACACUGUCCGUGGACAUCACGCUGAAAUUCACCUUGAGUGCACUCUGGAACCUGACGGAUGAAUCGCCAUCGACGUGUGCCAUAUUCAUCAACGAAGGUGGCCUGGAUCUCUUCAUUCACAUCCUUGAGAUCUUUCCUGAUCAGGCCACUCUUCAGACAAAAGUCCUAGGGCUAAUUAACAACAUUGCCGAGGUGCCGGGACAGCGAGACGGCCUGCUCAGAAAUGACUUCAUUGAGCAUUGCAGGAUGCUACUUGACAGCAAGCAGAUUGAGGUCAGCUAUUUUGCUGCUGGCAUCAUCGCCCAUCUGCUCAAGGAAGGACCCGAGUAUUGGACACUACCCCAGGCACUACGCCUGGCCCUGCAAGACUCCCUGCUCAAGAAUAUCCUGGCAUGGAAGAACCCAGCGGGUGAGAUGGUUGCGUAUCGUUCCUUCAGUCCGUUCUUCCCGCUGCUCAAGUGCAACAUUGCUGAGGUCCAGCUCUGGUCUGUUUGGGCCAUUCAACACGUCUGUACCAAGAAUGCGUCCCGGUACUGCCCAAUGCUUGUCCAGGAAGGAGGGCAAGAUCUUCUACAAGAGAUGGUUUCCAGCAGGCACAUCCACAGCGAAGUCCACAAAGUGGCCAAGAGUGUGUUGGAAAUGGUGGCAGCCAUUAAUUCCAAGAGUAAUCAGACCUGAUGUGAGUACAUCCCACUGCUGCCACCAAGACUCAUCAGGCCCUGGAGCUCAGGAACAACAGUAGUCCAGAGAAACAGAUUUCAUGAGGUCUAUGCAGAUGCUCAGUCUUAACUCAUCUUUGUAGUCAGCAGUAGUCCGGACUCUGUUCAUCGAGGCAAUCCCACUUCUGCCACUGCUGUGAACAGCUCUAUGCAGGAAUUACUGAAGAUCCGGUGUUUGUUCACAAGAACCAAGCAACAGAGCACAGUAGAUUUUCACAUUGAAAGAUGGCGUACUCUUUGAUGGUUUAGCAGUUUUUUUUGGGGGGGGGCAGAUCUGGUGGCAUUAUUUUUCAACUCAAUCUUGAUUUUAAUCUAUAAGUAAUUAUAUAAUUAAUUUAUUUCACGUAUGUUAUUUCACACUUCUGUUGAUUAGCCUGCUAACUAAAAACCCCAUUUUAUCUUAAAGCUAAAGAUCAGAUAUUUGCAAUCAGUAGUUAUGCACAAAUAAGGAUCAGAAAUUAAUAUUGAAGCACAGAAGAUGAAUUCUGUGACAGUUGAUUUUUUUUGGAAGGCUUAAAAUAACUCAGCAAGAGACCAUUGCCAACUGUGUAUAAAGAGCAGAAUUAUUCUACUCAGGUCAGGGGAAAACCAGACAGUCUCUGCAAAAUUACAGUCUGAAGUUGAGCAACAGUGUAAACAUUGUAAAUUAUACAAGAUAUGUUUCUCUUAAAAUAUAACGCAAUUUUGAAAUCUUGUACGUAAGUUCUUUGCCAUUUUAAAAGAGGUUGUUUUGAAACUCAAAUUUUGAGAUUUGAGAAUUUUUUAUUUUGAGCAAAAGUGAAAAUAUUAAUUGUCUGGGGAGGGAUCUUACAUGGUUUACAGCAAAUCAAUGCAUACCUCUAGCACACAUGAGCCAUGAGGUGAGCACUCAUGCUUCUAGACUGGUUCCAGCUCCCUCCCUUUAAGUCUGUAUGCACAGAGAAAUGCAGAGAUUGGGAACCAGCCUACUUGCCGCUCAGUUUUGAGAAAAAUAUUUUCUUUCCCCGGUAUGCACUGUCAUAUGUAACUGAACAGAUGAGUUGGCAGGAACCAGCCAUAUGUAGGUGGAUUUAACUGGUUUGCUCUGCUGUUAAGCAGGGAUUCUGGUUUUCAUCUUGAAACCUGAGUUCAAGGUGUCUUUAAGCUCCUGCAGCAUUGCUCUCAGCCCCCCCCCCCCGACAAGAAUUUGACAGGUGUUCCUGUGGACAGAGCACUCUGAAUUCAUGCAUUGAUGCUUGCCAGUCACUGGCUAUAUACGCUACAUUGUAGUUUGGCUGGGCAAAUAUUCCCCCUGCAUAGGCUACAUCUAAAUCACUUGGCUGUCUGUAGAAAUUAGGUAGUGGUCUGUGGUCUCGGCCACAGCCAGUUUCCAUAGAGUCGUGUGUAAUUUCAAGCCGCAGCCAAGUGAUCUGGACUCUCUUUUGGCAAGUUCCUCGGCUCCAUUCAGAUGGCCCCAAGUUGUAGAUCAUUGGAUAGUUUAUUUCCUACUGAUGUAUUUUACAAUUGAUUUUUUUUUCUGGUGUGUAUUUGUAUCUGGAUUAUUUGCUGAAGGCCUGUCUGCAUGGCCAGGUUCUCCUGAAAGUGGUUAAUUCUGUAUAAUAUUUUAUGUCAAGGAACUCAAAACUAUUUAGCAUUUAGAAUGCAUUGUGAAUUUUUCUUUUCAACGUUAAAACCACUUAAAUUAUUGGAAUUUUUAAAGUAAGAUGUAUUUAACUGAAACGUAUGAAUUACAUGCAAGAUGGAAAAGUCCCGUCAAACCAUUUUUGAGGUUUGGACAAUUUGGUCUAGUUUUUGUCUGUCAAAGUCUUAUUCAAUCAUGUUUGAAUCUUGAAAGUCUUUGUAAAAACUCCUUAAUUUUUUUCUGAAUUUCCCUCCCAAAAUACCUCCCAAUCUUCCGUACCAGACUUAGUCGACAGUCAUGCCCUGUGGACUGGAUUGCUGAUUGUGUUGUAUGUUUAGGAGAUUUCUAUCAGAGAAAUAUUUUGCAAUCUAUCUUAGGGCAUCUUGAGUGCAACAAAAAAAUGGCUGCAACAUAACACACCAUAUGCCUUAUCUGUGUACAGAGUAAUUCGACCACCAGAAUUAGAAGCCAUUACUGUGGUGGCACAACCCUCGUGGACAGGUGGUACGCGCGCUACAUGCC
Molecule: messenger RNA, 4614 nt
Organism: Acanthaster planci (crown-of-thorns starfish)
Lineage: Eukaryota; Metazoa; Echinodermata; Asteroidea; Valvatida; Acanthasteridae
Product: protein zyg-11 homolog B-like
Cellular component (GO): Cul2-RING ubiquitin ligase complex
Source: RefSeq, a predicted model, not a curated record